Molecule: messenger RNA, 3120 nt
Organism: Rhagoletis zephyria (snowberry fruit fly)
Lineage: Eukaryota; Metazoa; Arthropoda; Insecta; Diptera; Tephritidae
Gene: Smyd4-2
Product: SET and MYND domain containing, class 4, member 2
Biological process (GO): compound eye photoreceptor development
Cellular component (GO): cytoplasm; nucleus
Molecular function (GO): histone deacetylase binding
Source: RefSeq, a predicted model, not a curated record
AGAUAAAGAUAAAGAUAAAGAUAAAAAUAAAAAUAAAAAUAAAGAUAAAGAUAAAGAUAAAUUGUAGUGGUUAAAUUUCAACCUCUGUGCGAACACUAGUAGUAAUAGUAACACCAUACCAGAUCUACAUAUAUCUACACUGAUAUAUGUUUUAUCAGUCUAUAAGCGAUGACGUUUGAUCAUUCAUACAACUCGCUCGUUACUGGCUUGUAUACUUACGACUAUAACAACCGAUUUGAUGUGAAUAAAUUAGCCAUUAGAUAAUUCGGAUAUCUAGAUAUUAAUUUUGUAAGGUUUUUACAUUUAUUUCAUUAAUUUUAUUAAUGUUAUUCCUCGAAAUUUUUUCAGUUUUUCAUUUUUGAAAUUACAACCUCGACGAUAUUUGAAACCAGCGAGUGGAAAAAAAGAUAUUUUUCUUAAUUCAAAAAUUUUCUAAAUAGUUCAACAUUUUUAAAUAUUAAGCCAUUUUAUUGAGGUGAGUUACAUAUGUGUGUAUGUAUGUACAUAGGUACAUAGGUAUGGAAAUCACAGUUCAUUUACGAGUAUGCUACUCCAGAAAUAAAUUAUCUUUAAAUAAAAAUUUGCGUACAUUAUGUACUGUUAUUUGUUUCUUCGAAAAAACCUGUGAAUUUAUUAGCGGAUAUUUUCGUUCACAAUAAUUUUCACUUUCAAAACGAGAAACACAGUAUUUAUUUUUAGACAUUAGAUGGGCAAGUACAUGCCUUUCCAUGUCAGAAGUUGAGUAAGAAAACCGAAAGCAGCUGUGUAAAACUGCAACCUUAUAAAUUGAUUAUACUACUUACGUUAAAAUAUUACACAAAAGUAUCACAAAAUCAAAAUAACCCAAAAAGUGCUACAAAACUUCUCGAAGUUAUGGAUAUCUCAGAUUCAUCAUAUCAGCAGAUCUGCAGUGCACGCACCGUCCAGUCGGAUCAGAAGGGUUUCUUCAACGAAUUCUUUCUGGAGGUGAAAGGGGGCUGCAGUGAAAAGUGGCUGAAACAUUACUUUAGCCAAUUGAAGUCAAACGAGGCGCGCAUCCUAUCGAUCUUCAGCGAUCAGGAAAUUUGCGAUACAGUGCUUGGAGUGCUGGAAAAUGUUGCACCUGUUUAUAAACUCAAAGAUGGUCUCUUCUCAGUUCAAAGACGUGCACAGGCAGACAAGUUCAAUUUGUUAGGGGACUUCGAGCAGGCCUUAAUGCACGCCAAUUUGGCCGUUAUGCGUGCUCCAGCAAAAGAUGUUGAGCGAGAUAUAGAUAAUGGCCUCAGUUUAGCAAUGGCCUAUCGUAGCCGUGCUGGAAUUUUAAUAAAUUUGGGUUAUGGCGAGGCGGCACUAAGAGACCUUAAACUAGCCGCUUCUUAUGGUUUGGAAUUGAAGGGCAAUGUGGAUUACUAUAUUAAAAUGGCGAAGGCGUAUGCUUUAAUGGGCGAAUCAGCGCGAUCUGAUAUAUCACUCAAGGUUGCUGAGAAACUUUCGGGUAAUAAUAUUUCCUUGCGAGACUCCUUUGACACCGAACUGGCGCUUAUAAGACGGAGCGAAACUAGCGAUCAGCCGGUAGUGCCUACACUCACGAACGGAGAAAACCACGCAUUGCGCGGCGCAUCGAGUUUGGUGAAAGUAGUGGAGACUAAAGAGAGAGGUCGCUUUGUUGUCGCUGGAGACAAUUUAAAAACGGGUGACGUUGUGUUGUGUGAAAACCCAGUUGCCGCUUGUUUAUCGCCAACGUUCGCCGGCAGUCAUUGCCACCAUUGUUUUCAGAGAUUAACCACUCCGGUGCCAUGUCUCAACUGCUCCGGCAUUGCUUUUUGUUCUCCACAGUGUAUGGGAGAGGCAUGUGACAGUUACCAUCGUUUCGAGUGUCAGUUUAUGGACCUUUUCAUAGGUUCUGGCAUGUCGAUACUCUGUUACUUGGCAUUACGCGUUUUCACACAAGCCCCCAGCCUGGAAAAUGCCCUUCAUGAUGCCACAUCAAUGUAUGAGAAUCUCUGUUCCCAUAUUGAAAGCCGCGAAGCUGAAGACUACUUGCAACGAUCUCUGAUGGCAGGAUUUUUACUUCGUUGUCUACAAAAAGCUCAAUACUUUGGUCGACGUAAGAGCGAAGGCGUGAAUCCAACUGCGGUUGAAUUGAAGGUCGGCACAGCUCUGCUGGGCCUUUUACAAGUUUUGCAAUAUAAUGCUCAUGAAGUUUUCGAGAAAAAAGUUACCGACCAACAUCGCUUCGAGGGAUCCAAAAUUGUGUAUGUGGGUGCGGCGAUUUACGCUAGCGGGGCUUACUUCAAUCACGAGUGUUGGCCUAGUGUGGCUCGCUAUUUUGUUGGGAAGAAAUUGGUUUUGACAACCAUUAAGCCUCAUCAGCCCAAUGAAAUCAUAGCUGAGAAUUAUGGUCCCAUUUUCACGAAAACAAAUUUGAAGGAACGCCAACGAUCACUGCGGGCACGAUACCUAUUCGAAUGCAAAUGUAAGGCCUGCCAAGAAAAUUGGCCAACAAUACAAAAGAUUGAAAAGCAAGUCAGAUUUCGGUGCCCGUCCGCAAAUUGCGUUAAUGUUUUGAAAUUUCCAAAAGAUAUAGCCAAAGAGGUGCGGUGCUCACGCUGUCGGAAAAAUGUUUCUCUAAAAGCGAGUGUGGCGAAAAUGAUUCAAAUAGAAGAGCUAUACCGCAGAGCUGCUGAAUCUAUGCACAAUCAAAAGGUGCAGGAGGCCAUUGAUCAGUUUACAGAAGGGAUUGAAGCGUUUUUUGAAAUCGCGGUUUUGCCACACAAAGACACAAUCAUUGCACAGCAUUCACUGAUUAGAUGCUUUGCUGAUCGCGGCACCACAUUCAAAUAAAACACAACAGCAUUAACAUGAAAUGAUUCAAACAAUUUUAGAUUUGAUAAAAUUAUAUAAGUUAAAAAUGCACCUUCAUAUUAAGCGAAAUAAAUGCAUAUUUGUUCCAAAAGGACAACUCAAAAUUCUAUCACCACAAUUCAUCUAUACUACGUCUAUAAAAUUUAAGAUUCAGUUGGGCUUAAUUAACGUAACGUAACCUAAUACAUUGGACAAAACAAUAUAUUUUAGUUCAGGAAUUUUAAUGUGGCUUAUAGGCGGCCAAGUGACCAUCAGCUGAAAAGGAAAAUACAAAAA